CUCUCAGAAACAUAACAGAGGCACAGAGUUAGAGACAGACAUAAAAACCCCAUCUAUUUGAAACAGAGAAAGAACCUUUUGCUUUUUAAUGCUUUGAUUCUCUCUCUUUUUUCUCUUUCCUGAAAAAUCGUGCUCUAUCUCUUUUUUUUUUUUGGGUUCUCUUUCUUCUCUUUCCCUCUGUAUCGUUGAAGGGUUAAGAAAGGAUAUGAAGAAGCAGCAAAAGUACGAUUAUACAGUGAAGAUGUGGAAAUGGCCAUACUAACAAUGGCUAACCAAACAAAACCCAACAAUGCAAACACUUCUCUUGCUACUGUUAGCGGUAUUAGUAUAAUUAAUAAUAAUAACGCCACCCCUGCUCAAAACCAACAACAAGUGAAAGCAAUGUUCCAUGACUUUCUCGGGAUGAAGGCAGCUGCUGCUACGACUGAUUCUCCUGUCGGUUUGGCUCCCAAGAACGCUGAUGCUUCUCCUUCUGCUUCUCUUUCUGCUGGGGCUUCUUCCGGUGGUGGUGUUCGUGGUCCUCUUUCCACUACUUCUGAUCUUGCUUCUGAAGUUUUUCUCAUAAUUCUAAUAGAAAGACAGGUCGGGAAUCAUCUUGAGGGGAUUCCAUUUUAUGGUCCAAGGAGUGAUAUUUCUGGUCCUGAGAUAAGCAACAGAGUAGGAGGAAGUAAGCGAAGUAAUUCAGAUUCUGCUUUUACGGGGUCUUCCAGGGAUGGGAUUCCGCAAAUGGGUCAUGACUCUCUUGAGAGCCUACAUUUGAUGAAGAUGAUCAAGAAUGGAGGUGGAGGAGAGAGACCCAGAAGAUCCACCAAUGAUGAUGAAGUUUUCUAUGGUAUGCAAGCAAUGAGACCAACUUCUGCAUCUCUCAUACUGCAAUCUUCUGCUGGCAGUCGACUUGAUGCCAAUGUUUCAAAAUGGGAGCGAUCUAUUCCUGUGGGAACAGCCAUACAGUAUCCCCCUCGUUCAGGUCUAUUUGUCCCUUUUAUGCAUCAAGUUCCAGCAAACAAAUUCAGGGAUAUCAAUGCUGGUCCUUCAGUUAUCUCUCAAUCAGCUGCUGAUGAAGGGUCCAGAACUGGAAUUAAAGGUCCUGGAAUUUUGAGUUCCAUCAAUACUGGCACAGGCAUUACCGAGAAAAAUUCAUCAGGGGCACUGGCAAGUGGCAGUAAACCUAAAUCUGGGACUCAUAAUUCAGAACCGGAAUUUUCAACUCCUUCAAGUCGGCACGGUUUAACAUCUGCCAGUCGUCAGAUGACUAUAUUUUAUGGUGGCCAAGCUCAUGUUUUUGAUGAUGUCCACCCAAACAAGGCAGAUGUUAUAAUGGCCUUAGCAGGAUCAAAUGGAGCAUCAUGGUCAACCACCUACUCGCCUAAACCUACCGUGAGGCCGGGUGGUGAAAAUUACAUGACUACUGGAGAAAAUGAUACCGGUGUGGCUGCUAACACCAAAUUCCAACGCGAAUUGCGCGGGAGGCUAUCGAGCAUUGGUAAUUCUACUCAAGGAAGUGGCUCUGGUGACAGAGUCUCAACACCUACAGGUAAUGAUUCAAGUUUACUACCCAAGCUAGAGAUUCGAGCUCUGAGGGCGUCAUGGCAGCAUGAUAAUAACUGAGGAGAGUAGAGAUCAAGUUAAGGCAGGAGAAGCAAGUACUGAAGAGAAAAGAGAGGUGUAAGGCAAAGGAAGUUUUGGGGUUGUCUUGUUUGUAGAGGACUUAAUUUAGCUCAUCAGAUUCAUGUUCAGAUGUAGACAUGGCCAAGCCUCUCAUAUGAUAUGCUUGUCAAUUUUUAUAUAAAUUAAAAUCUCUUCUCAUUUCUUGAAA
This is a messenger RNA of Jatropha curcas, 1816 nucleotides long. RefSeq names its product TIFY domain protein 8 (gene TIFY8). Lineage: Eukaryota; Viridiplantae; Streptophyta; Magnoliopsida; Malpighiales; Euphorbiaceae. Gene Ontology annotation, cellular component: nucleus. The record is from RefSeq and is a predicted model, not a curated record. Gene Ontology annotation, biological process: regulation of jasmonic acid mediated signaling pathway; response to wounding; regulation of defense response.